Rosa chinensis is the source of this 978-nucleotide messenger RNA. Its product is annotated as putative homeobox-leucine zipper protein ATHB-51. The record is from RefSeq and is a predicted model, not a curated record. Gene Ontology annotation, cellular component: nucleus. Lineage: Eukaryota; Viridiplantae; Streptophyta; Magnoliopsida; Rosales; Rosaceae. Gene Ontology annotation, molecular function: sequence-specific DNA binding; DNA-binding transcription factor activity, RNA polymerase II-specific. Bases 118 to 834 code for a protein of 238 amino acids. The transcript is spliced from 3 exons. Gene Ontology annotation, biological process: positive regulation of DNA-templated transcription.
CGAUUACUUGGACCCUGCAGGUCCAUAUAAACGUGUUCAAUAUUUGAAGCAUCGAGGAGACAAGGAAAGCGAAACCCGAAUUAGAAUUACCAGCGGAAUUAGAGAGAACAGCCAAGCAUGGAUUGGACCAACACCAACUUGAGGCAGCAGCAGCACCACCACCUUGUUUCUCGACCUGAAUCUUCCUUUGGUUUCCUCUACAACUAUAAUUUCGACCCUUUUCCUCAUCCUGGCAUGGAGAUGAAGCAUCAUCAAGCCAUGUUCUCCGAGACACCACAAGGAUCGGUUCCUUCUUCCAUGGAGAGGAACAGUCAUCAUGUCAUGAGUUACGGCUGCAACAGUCAAGAGAAGAAGAAGCGAUUGUCAACCGAUCAGUUAGAGUCACUGGAGAGGAGUUUCCAAGAGGAAAUAAAGCUGGACCCUGACAGGAAGAUGAAGCUAUCGAGAGAUCUCGGCCUUCAGCCUCGGCAAAUCGCUGUUUGGUUCCAAAACCGACGAGCUAGGUGGAAGGCCAAGCAGCUCGAACGCUUGUACGAUGCGCUCAAACAAGAUUAUGACGCCGUCUCUAAAGAGAAGCAAAAGCUUCAAGACGAGGUCAUGAAACUGAAGACUAUUCUGAGAGAAGAAGUUGCUAGGAAGCAGGUUUCUCCGGGCUACACUGAAAUCUCCGGCGAAGAGACAGUGGAAAGCACUUCGGUCGCUGCCAUUCGAAGCUCGAACAAGGCAGGAGGGGUGAGCCAGCAUCAGAUUGCAGAGGGCAAUUAUCUUUUCAAUGUUGAGGAGUAUAACCCUGUAUCACCACCUUACUGGGGUGCCCUGCCUUCUUAUCCCUAAGAUCUUUUGUUGUUCAAGUUAUUUCUAACUUUAAUUUCUCAGGGUUUUGUUUGCUUUAUUGUCGUAGUACGCAGUAACUAGUAAGACACACUACUUUAUGUAAUUCCCAGCUAGAGUAUUAAAUUAGAGAGAAAUGACGUUACA